GCUGCUGCUGGCGCCAGACCUCGCGCCGGCAGCGGGGAGAACUGGGUCUGUACCAUGCAGCCCCAAGACAACGCCGGGGCCUCGGAUCCGGGGGAUCCUGGGUUGCUGCUCACUGACUAUGCACCCCCGGGGACGAGUGAGGAGCCGGCGGCCGCCGAGGCGGCUGGGGCGCCGGUCCGCAGCAAGUGCUGCCGGUGCUGCCCCUCACCGGGCGGCUCGGGCGCGGAGCCGGAAGCCAAGAAGAAAGCACCCUGUCCUGGACUUGGCUUGUUUUACACAUUAUUGUCUGCCUUCCUUUUCUCAUUGAGCUCUUUAUUUGUUAAAAAAGUGCAAGACGUCCAUGCUGUAGAGAUUAGUGCGUUUCGAUGUGUGUUCCAAAUGCUAGUUAUUAUUCCUUGCUUAAUUUACAGAAAAACUGGGUUUAUUGGCCCAAAAGAUCGACGAAUUUUCCUCGUUCUCAGAGGAGUCCUUGGUUCUACCGCCAUGAUCCUUAUAUACUAUGCUUUCCAGACAAUGUCCCUCGCUGAUGCCACAGUUAUCACAUUUAGCAGUCCAGUGUUUACAUCUAUAUUUGCUUGGAUAUUUCUCAAGGAAAAAUGUAGCCCUUGGGAUGCUCUUUUCACCGUGUUCUCAAUCACUGGAGUGAUCCUUAUCGUGAGACCACCAUUUUUGUUUGGCUCCAGCUCUUCAGGGAUGGAAGAAAGCUAUUCAGUUCACCUGAAGGGAACGUUCGCAGCUCUUGGACAUGCUAUACUUGCUGGAAUGACUCUAGUUAUCCUAAGGAAAAUGGGAAAAUCUGUGGACUACUUUUUGACCGUUUGGUAUUACGUAAUAUUUGGCCUCUUUGAAACCAUCAUUGUCCUCUUUAUAUUAGGAGAAUGGAGUUUGCCCUACUGUGGGUUGGACAGGCUAUAUCUCAUUCUAAUUGGCCUCUUUGGUUUGGGGGCUCAGGUUUUUCUUACAAAAGGACUUCAGAUAGAAAAAGCAGGGAUAGUAGCAAUAACAAGGACAAUGGAUGUAGUCUUUGCUUUUAUCUUCCAGAUUAUUUUCUUUAAUGAUGUGCCAACAUGGUGGACGGUGGGCGGCGCUAUCUGCCUAGUAGCAAGUAGUACUGGAGCGGCCCUUCGUAAAUGGUACCAGAGUUCCAAAUGAACAUCAUUAUUGGAAUAACAUUUUUUUUUUCAUGUAUACCAUCACCCAAUUCAGACACACUGGGGAUAUCUUCAUAUACUUUGAUUAUAUUUAAUAAAUUUCGUAAAUAAAGUACCAUCUUUUCAUAUGGUAUGUCUUUAGCUAAGAAUCGCUAGUCUAUUUGGUCUAGUAAUUUGGCGGGGGGCGGGGGGUAGCUUUUUUUUUUUUUU
Molecule: messenger RNA, 1361 nt
Organism: Otolemur garnettii (small-eared galago)
Lineage: Eukaryota; Metazoa; Chordata; Mammalia; Primates; Galagidae
Gene: SLC35G1
Product: solute carrier family 35 member G1
Exons: 3
Coding region: 55-1152 (365 amino acids)
Biological process (GO): calcium ion export across plasma membrane; regulation of cytosolic calcium ion concentration
Cellular component (GO): plasma membrane; endoplasmic reticulum membrane
Source: RefSeq, a predicted model, not a curated record